Cottoperca gobio is the source of this 599-nucleotide messenger RNA. Its product is annotated as cytidine deaminase-like. The record is from RefSeq and is a predicted model, not a curated record. Gene Ontology annotation, molecular function: zinc ion binding; cytidine deaminase activity. The transcript is spliced from 4 exons. Gene Ontology annotation, cellular component: cytosol. NCBI's taxonomy places the organism in Eukaryota, Metazoa, Chordata, Actinopteri, Perciformes, Bovichtidae. Bases 24 to 470 code for a protein of 148 amino acids.
AGCAUCGUACCAAAGCAUCUGAAAUGGCAAACCUGAAGACUGGUGAAGCAGACGACUGGAUCAAAUCUCUUAUUCAAGAGUCCAACAAGGCCAAAGAGUUCUCUUACUGUCCUUACAGUCAACUCCAAGUGGGCUCAGCCCUGUUAACAGAAGAUGGAAAGAUUUUCUCAGGCUGCAAUGUUGAAAAUGCCUGCUUCUACCUUGGUCUGUGUGCAGAGAGGAACGCUAUAAACAAGGCUGUUUCUGAAGGAUACAGGAAAUUUAAGGCCAUAGCUGUUUCCAGUAACCUCGAGGACCGGGUGAUCCCUCCUUGUGGCGCCUGCCGACAGGUCAUCAGAGAGUUUGGUGAUAUCCCCGUCUUCAUGACCAAGGUGGAUGGAUCCUACACCAUGAUGACAUUGGAGGAGCUGCUCCCACUAUCAUGGGGUGCUGAGUACCUGGAGGAGCUGGACUUUCCAAAAACAGUCUAACAUCUAGUAGAUGUCAUCAUGCAUGAAGUGAUGUGCACUGUUCAUUUUUUUGUGACUCCCAGCUUUGAGUGUUAUAAGUGUAUGAACAGACAACAAUUGAAAAUAAAAGGAUCUGAUGAAUACAUUUCA